Messenger RNA from Cyprinus carpio (common carp), 2094 nucleotides. RefSeq lists its product as uncharacterized. The transcript has 7 exons. Gene Ontology annotation, molecular function: MAP kinase phosphatase activity; protein tyrosine/serine/threonine phosphatase activity. Gene Ontology annotation, biological process: protein dephosphorylation; negative regulation of MAPK cascade. Bases 1 to 2094 code for a protein of 697 amino acids. Gene Ontology annotation, cellular component: cytoplasm. NCBI's taxonomy places the organism in Eukaryota, Metazoa, Chordata, Actinopteri, Cypriniformes, Cyprinidae. The record is from RefSeq and is a predicted model, not a curated record.
AUGUCUUCAGAACUGAGAGAAGUGCUUGUGGAGGUUUAUGUCAAUGGUGUCUUCUACUGCACUGACAGUUUCUGGGCAUCAGAUGACCAUGAUGUGGAGUCCGAGAUCACCAGUGCCAUCUAUGACAAUUUCAAUUGCUAUAAACCAGAGAACAUACAUGUGCAGCUGGAAGAAGUCUCCUGUGAGGAGAAAGAUGUGCAGCUGGAAGAAGUCUCCUGUGAGGACAAAGAUGUGCAGCUGGAAGAAGUCUCCUGUGAGGAGAAAGAUGUGCAGCAAGAAGAAGUCUUCUGUGAGGAGAAAGAUGUGCAGCUGGAAGAAGUCUCCUGUGAGGAGAAAGAUGUGCAGCAAGAAGAAGUCUUCUGUGAGGAGAAAGAUGUGCAGCUGGAAGAAGUCUCCUGUGAGGAGAAAGAUGUGCAGCUGGAAGCUGACGUCAACGAUGCCAUCUCAGAGUCCGUGUCGCUGAAGUUUGAAGAACUGACUGAUCCAGUGGGGUCUUCCACAGAAGUGGAGGGGAGCGUCAGUGAGAUUGAUCAGGAAGACAUGGAUGUUUCUCCUGAAACUUCUGAGGAGAACAUCCCAACAGAAUUUGCCAAAGUGAGGAAGACAAUGAGUGAUUUCUUCCGAACUGGGAUCUCAUCACAGUCUAAGACUGAUCCGGCUGUUUCCGAGUCGCUGUGUAAAGUAGCAGGAAGCAGCAGUGGCAUGGAUGCUUCAUCUGAAAUCUCUGAGGAGGACAUCCCAUUAGACUUUGCCAAAGUGAGGAGGACCAUUAGUGAGUACUUCCGGACUGGGAUCUCAGCACAGCCCAAAACUGAUCUGGCUGUUUCCACGUUCCUGUGUAAAGCAGCAGGAAGCAGCAGUGAGAUUGGUCAGGGUGGCAUGGAUGCUUCUUUUGAUAUCUCUCAGGAGGACAUCCCAAUAGAAUAUGCCAAAGUGAGGAAGACAAUUAGUGCGUUCUUCAAAAAGCGUUAUGAGAAUUCAACACAGCCGGAUCCAGAUGUUUCAGAGUCACUGUGUGUCCCAGAUGCAAGUGUUCCUGAACCAACAUCUGAACCUUUGUCCUCAUCAUCUGAGCCUAUGGAACCUGGACUGGAUCCUGAGGAAUGGUCUAUCCUGAGCAGUUCUGAACUGGAACCUGUGUCCUCAGAAGGUUUGGUGGUUGACAUCAGCGAUGCCAUCUCAGAACUGAGAAGCCCAACGCUGGUGUCUGAAGAUCUGACCGAUCCAGAAAGGCCUUCAGCAGAAGUGUCAGGGAGCAGCAGCGGGACCGAUCAGGGUGGCACUGAUGUUUCUCCUGAAACCCCUGAGGAGGACGUCCCAACAGAAUAUGUCAAAGUGAGGAAGAUCAAUAAAAUGAGUGCGUUCUUCCAAAAGCUUUUUGGGAUCUCAGCACAGCCUCAGAAGGAUCCAGCUGUUCCAGAGCCUCCGUGUAUCCCAGAAGCAAGCGUUCCAAAGAGAGAACCUCAAGUGACAGAGCUUUCAGUCUCAGAGAACUAUAUUCCUCAAAACAUUUCCCAGUUGAAAAACCGUUUGGAGGAAUGUACACUGUCUGAGACACCUGUCACUGAGGUCUGGCCCAACAUCUUUGUGGGAAAUGAAGAGACAGCAAGAGACCGAACCAAACUCAAAGAGAUGGGUAUUACCCACAUCUUAAAUGCUGCAGCUGUGAAGAAGAAGCUGAGGGUUUUGAUGGGAAUGCCAAAAGAGAAAGACCUGAAUGGAAAGAUUAAUACAGGGAAGAAAUAUUACAGAGGCAUGAACAUCAAAUAUUGUGGCUUGCCUACAACACACAGAGAUGGUUUGAAAAUGGGCAUGUACUUCUUACCAGCUGCCAAAUUCAUCCACAAGGCCCUGAGGAACCCAGAAAAUAAGGUGUUAAUUCACUGCUGUGAUGGUGUCAGCCACUCCCCUAUACUUUUGCUGGCAUAUCUGGUGAUCCACCGUGACAUGAUGGUGGAGGAAUCCAUCGAUCACGUUAUAAAGGUGCGACACAUCAAGCCCUCCGUGAGCUUCCUGAUGCAGCUGAUGUCCCUCAAUGCUGAACUUGUGGAGCAGCGAAAACAACCAGGCAGCAAAGUGCCACUAAAAACAUAG